CUUAAAUUUAAUGCAUUUCGUUUGGUUCAGUGAGAAUUCGAUAACCCUAAAAGUAAACCAAUGAGAACGCCCGUACGUUAUCCCUGUUGGAUGCUAAUCGUAAACAAAAAAGAUGGCGGAAAACUUGACAUGUGAAACCAUAUGGUGAACAGAAAGAGCCUUGACUUAAGGGUGAAUAGCCCUCAGCAACUAGUCAUAUAACCAUGGCAGAGAGUUCUCUUGAGAAACGGCCAAUAACAGCCUCAUUCCAGACAGCUGAGGAACGCCAUGACUUGUGCAACAAAAAGCUAUCUUUCCUGGGAAGAUUCCCAAAGAGAUAUGUCGUCGGAAUCAUGGCCUUUUUUGGCUUCUGUAAUAUUUAUGCUUUAAGAGCAAAUUUGAGCAUAGCCAUUGUGGCUAUGGUUGCAAAAUACAAUGUCACAAAUGAGUCAAGUACGCUGAUUGAACCAGGAUUUGACUGGAGUCCUAAACAGCAGGGCCUCAUUCUAGGGGCUUUCUUCUAUGGAUACAUCUUCACUCAGUUACCAGGAGGUUUCCUUGCCAACCGGUUUGGAGGGAAGUUUCUCUUUGGUGGUGGGAUAUUUAUAACGGCAGUCUUGACUAUCCUCACCCCAUUCUGUGCUCAGCCCAACAUAACUUUGUUAGUGGUUGUGAGAGUUCUGGAGGGGCUGUGUGAGGGAGUUACCUAUCCCUCCAUUCAUGCCAUAUGGGCCAAAUGGGCACCACCUUUGGAGAAAACCAGACUGGCUGCAUUUGCUUUUUCAGGUUCCUAUAUUGGGACAGUGCUAUCGUUGCUGAUAUCUGGAGGUCUGUUUUCUGCAGGAUACAAGUGGCCAUCUAUCUUCUAUUUGUUUGGUAGUUUUGGCAUACUGUGGUUUGUAUGCUGGUGUUUUAUGAUAGCAGAGAGUCCUGCAAAACAUUCCACCAUUACAGACACAGAACUAGACUACAUCCAGUCCAGUAUAGGUUACACAGAGGAACAGACAGAGAAUUUACUCCCACCAUGGUUGGACAUUUUAAGAUCUCCAGCACUGUGGGCCAUUGUUGCUGCCCAUUUUGCUGAAAACUGGGGAUUCUACACCUGGUUAACUGAGCUACCAAGUUUCAUGAAAUAUGCUUUGAAUUUUGACUUGCAAAAUGCGGGAUACUUGGCUGCCCUGCCCUACUUUGUGAUGGGCUUGGUAGUGAUGAACUGUGGGUUACUGGCAGACUACCUCUUGGCUCGCUUUGAGAUGUCAGUAGUUGCAGUCAGAAAAAUCUUCACAUGUGGAGCUUUCUUGAGUCAGAUGGUGUUUAUGGUUGCUGCCGGCUAUGUGAUGACCCCAGUGGCAGCCAUUGUCUGCCUCACUAUCGCAGUGGGGCUGGGAGGCUUUGCUUGGGGAGGGUUCAGUGUCAAUCAUCUAGAUAUAGCUCCACAGUAUGCUAGUAUCUUAAUGGGAAUUUCCAAUACCUUUGCUACUAUUCCUGGAAUUGUUAGUCCAGCAUUAACUGGUGUGAUAGUCAGUGACCAGCAUGAUAAAGGUGAAUGGCAGGUGGUAUUUUACCUGGCUGCAGGGAUCUACCUGGGGGGCUGUGUCAUAUAUGGGCUGUUUGCCUCUGGUCACAGACAGUCGUGGGCGGAGGUUCCCACUGGCUAUAUGUCCCAGGUAGAUGAGAAUACCAGAGAUGAUCUUUAAAGAUGGAGGAUAUCCUCUGAACCAAUGUAAAUGGUGGAUAAAUGUUGUGAGUGGUAUAGAUGUAUCUUUGUAUUUUGUCUGCCUUAAGUGUGGUAGAUCUCCAAGUUGACAAUUUAUAAUGCAGGUUUUGCAUAAAAGAGCAAUAAUUGGUUUUUUUCCAGAUUUUUACUGUAUAAUGUUAUGAUUUAUACCAAAAAAGAAGUUGCUUUAAAGUAUGCCAUUAAAUUCUUGUUGUAAGGAGUAUAUAAGAUAGAAUGUAUAUUCUUAGUUUUAGAACACUUGUAAUCACUCAUUGUUCAAUGGGAGCACUUCUUUAGCCACAAUGUUUAAUUUAUAUAUUUUUAUAUGUUUUAAUUAUUUUUUAUUACAAUUAGACUUACCUACUCAUUGGAGUUCAUGUAUUUGGCAUACAUGACAAUCACCAAGAUAGAGUACUUAAUAUUCUUAUUUAUUCAUCAUUUGUCAUCUUUUAUAAGAGUCAUAGAACUUGAACAUGUGCAGAUCCAGAAAUUGUUAAUGAGCUUGAACAUGUGCAGAUCCAGAAAUUGUUAAUGAGUGGUCUACAGGAGGAUUGUAUUUGUUAGGGAAGGUCCAAAGUCUAUUUGACUAUGUUAUUAAUUUGAUAAAUCUUAAUUUAUUAGGGGGUCUGGAACACCCUUCCCUUCUAGAACUCUAGAACUGCACAUGGAAAUAGUCAGAAAUCCACAGACAGUCUGGCAUUCACUUAAUUACUAUGGUAUCAUAUUUCUACUGCUGACUGUAGAGUGAAUAGAGUCAUUCAUGUUACCAUAUAUGUCAUUGGGGAGAUUUCCUGCAUGAAAGUGUUGAAGGACUGGUUCCACUGCAUGAGGUGCUUUUAUUUUGUUCAAUUGAUCAUGUUUACCUGAAUGUGAAUUUAAAGUUGAUGUUAUGUUAAUGAAAUACAGAGUGAAGCUUUUUAAAAGAUUUGAUAAACUAGUCAAAUACAUGCACAUGUGUUAGCAUUGAAAAUAAUUUUACAUUUUUUUUUUACCAAUGUGUUUGUUCUGAACAUAUCAUUUUGUUUGUUAACUCACUAGUAUACUUUUAUUUGUUAACCUUGUCUUUCUGCAUCAAAUUCUUUUGGAUGGCGUAUAUUAUCAUUUGUUUGUUUGAUAGAAUAUUAUUUUGAUAUUGGAAUAAGUUAUUGCCAUAAGGUACUGCAUUUUUAAAAGAUAGUCUCUCAGUUUUUCAAAUGGUGAUAGUUUUUACUUUUAUUUAUUGAGAAUGACUGUUUGGAACAUAUUGUGGUUUAUAAUUAAUUAUUAUUUGUUGGUGCUGAAAUUUAAGGCUCGCACAUUUUUCUUUUGCCAAAGAACACGCAAUUGCAGCAAACAUAUAGCAAUAUAAUUAUAGGCAAAGUGCUAUUACUACAGUACAAUGUGUCAUUUAGGUAAGGACUCCAGUUAAUGUUUAUACAUGUAGUUCUUUAUCUGCUUUAAACUUGGUGCUUUGCAACCAGAACAUAUUAUUAUAGUACAUUAUCCACAGUAGUACAAAUCAACAUUUUAGUAUAUACAGAUAAACAGCUUUUAGAAUAUUGAGGGACAACAUGUAGUUUAAAUGAUAAUAGGGUCUGUGAUUUGAGAAAAAAUAUACAUGUGAAAAAUGUACAUAAUUUGUACAGACUGAUGUAUAAUAUUUUACCACAUUCCAUUUUACCUAUACAUUUUAAAGUUUCAUUCCAGUCCUGUUUUUUUCUUAGGAAGUUGUACAAGCUAAUGUUAUCUUUGUAUGUGUUACAGAUAUUGAUAGUGUGACAGAAUGAGGAAGGUACAUCUAAUGAAAUUUAUUCUGAGUUCUUUUACACCAUUUCUUAUUGAAUUUUAUUGAUAAAAUGUGUUUUCAGGUGGGACCAAAGUACAUAUUCUUCAGCAUACAAAAUAUACCUGUAUAUUUAUUUUUUGAUUAAGAAUAUAUUUUCUUAAAGUAUUAAACAAAAAUUGAUAUUUAUCUUUUUCACAUUUAUAUUAUUAUCUUUAAUUAAAUAUUUGCUCAUAUUUUUAUUUUAUCUUGCCUAUUAACUUAACUCCUGUCACAUUAUAGAAUGUGGAACAAAUGAAAUCCACAAUAUAUAAUCCCUAACAGUCAUGAUAACAAGAUAAAAAAGAUAUAUGAAAUGUUGUAGAACAUCAAAUGUAGUGUUAUUUGUGAUUGCACUUUCAUUACAUAGCCCAUUAUUAAGAAAAUCAACUUUGGAUACCGGGGGUAUAUAUUCUUUAAAAUGAGUGAAAAUAAUACAAGGUAUUUGUCAUGUAUGGUAUCAAUGAACUGUAGUUUAAAUCUAGCACAUGAUUUUAUUUUACUAAAACGAUCUUGUCUUGAUAUACAACAGACACUAAAUAUGUAUUUUUAUAAACCAUGCAAAACGGAUACAAUUGUUUUAAGCCAUUAUGCAGGGUGUACACAGCUUUCUCAGAUUGGAGAAAUUGGUACAUAUUUUCCGUGGUUUGCAAAAUAUACAUAGAUCCAUAUUGUAUUUUGCUGUCAUAUUUUUCUGUUUAAUGUACUUAUUAUAGUUAUUUAUUUUCUCUAUAUAUUGUGCUAAAACCAGAUAUUAAGAUAUCACUGUACAUGUAUAGUGAUGAAAUAUCAAACGUGAAAUGUGUUCCCAAGAACUGAAGUAUUUAUUUACAAUUAUACCUCUGUUUUUGUUAUUUGUUGUCAGGAUCUCAGUGUUGUAAUGACUUUACUGUUGUUUUAUAUGUAUGUCAAAAAUAAAAUAGAUUAACUGUUUACAAUCUGUUUGGAGAGAGAGAGAGAGAGAGAGAGAGAGAUUUUUGUUUUAAUAAGAACCUGAAGACAACAUUUCUCAUUCAAUGGUAUUUAGU
Magallana angulata is the source of this 4525-nucleotide messenger RNA. RefSeq names its product sialin-like. The transcript is spliced from 13 exons. Gene Ontology annotation, biological process: monoatomic anion transport; transmembrane transport. The record is from RefSeq and is a predicted model, not a curated record. Lineage: Eukaryota; Metazoa; Mollusca; Bivalvia; Ostreida; Ostreidae. Gene Ontology annotation, molecular function: transmembrane transporter activity. The coding region runs from base 204 to 1676 and encodes 490 amino acids. Gene Ontology annotation, cellular component: plasma membrane.